CGGGUGCUCAUUCCGAAAAAAGUGUAGUAAACCGUCUGCCGGGGAUAUUAACCUUACCAAACUGUUGUGCUUGAAUAGGUUUUCCAAAGUUAGCAAAAGUACUUAAUUACAUUGAAAUAUAAAUUAUUGUGAGGAAAAUAUCCCAAAUUUCUGCUGUGCCCCAAGUAUCUUUCUGACGCCGUGCUGUUGUGUCCAAGAGCUGUGUGGGUGUGUACGUGCAUGCUUACCUACGUGUGCGCUUGUGACCGGAACCGAGUGAAACUGUGCUCGCCUGGCUCGAGCCACGAAUGCUUAGAUAGUUCGCACUUAUCGAUUUGUCCGGAGUGAACCGGAAAGAUCCCGGCUAGAGAAGUAUAACAGGAAUAAGAAAAAAAACCCUUCUAACAACCAACGCUAUCGACGGUGUGUUUGUGUGCGCAAGCUGCAAGUGUGUCCUUGUUGCGUUUUCCUUCUAAGGAAAGGUGACGUGUUGUGCCCGCUGGCCGGAACCGUGGAAAUUAAUUCUUACAGUGGGGUGAAAACCCAACGUGUCUGUUUGUUGUGUGCCAACCUCUGCCUCCGGAUCUUCUUGCGGGAGGGAAUUAAGGAGUUCGAGUAAAAAUGACAUCAUUCUUCAACGUUGGUGCCCUGGGGGGCAACCCAUUUUCGACGCCCGUUGGGCAGAAAAUAGAACAAGCGACAGAUGCUAGUCUGGCCUCGGAAAACUGGGCACUAAACAUGGAAAUCUGUGAUAUGAUUAACGAAUCGUCGGACGGUGCCCGUGACUCGAUGAAAGCGAUACGCAAGCGGUUGACACAAAACGCGGGCAAAAAUUAUACCGUCAUCAUGUACACGCUGACGGUGCUGGAAACAUGCGUAAAGAACUGUGGCAAAGCGUUCCACGUGCUGGUCGCAAACAAAGAGUUUAUCCAGGAGUUGGUGAAGCUGAUCGGUCCCAAGAACGAUCCACCACCGAUCGUGCAGGAAAAGGUGCUGAGCUUGAUACAGAUCUGGGCCGAUGCGUUCCGUUCCCAGCCCGAGCUGAACGGUGUCGUUCAGGUGUAUCAGGAACUGAAGAAUAAAGGCAUCGAAUUUCCGGCUACGGAUCUGGACGCAAUCGCACCAAUUUACACACCGCAAAGGAGUGUCCCUGAUGGUGCUCCAGCAACGGAAAACGUUAGCACUCUUCCGGUUUCACCACAUCAUCAUGCGUCGCAGACGCCAGGAUCGCCAGCAAUGCCUCCACCGUCCUCGAUGUCACAAGAUCAAAUCGCAAAACUGCAAUCAGAACUAGACAUUGUGGCCAUGAAUAUGUCCAUUCUCGGGGAGAUGCUAACCGAGCUAAAGCCGGGCCAAGAAGAUGCAGCAGAUUACAAGUUGUUAAACGAUCUUACUUCUACUUGCCGAGAAAUGCAAAGCCGAAUCGUCGAUCUGAUCGGAAAGGUACAGCAUGACGAGCUUACGGCGGAACUGCUGCGAUUGAACGAUGAGUUAAACAAUCUUUUUCUCCGGCACGCCCGGUACGAGAAAAACCGUGACCCGAAGAAUGCUUCCAGUGCGACACCAUCUGCCAUUCUCGGUGCAGCUCUCGGGGCGGUCGAAAUGCGCGAUCCAUCGUUGAUCGAUCUGAGCGAGGAAACGGGCGCUACCGGUGGUAGUGCACACGCGAACGUUAGUUCACAGCUGGCCGGAUUAAGUCUUGCCGCGGCCGGUUCAACGGCAACCGCAUCGUCACAGCUGGCCCAACUAACAAGCGUUACCGCUCAGUCCGGUUCGGCGAUGGUAUCGAAGUCACCGAACAGAACAACCACUAAGGCUGGCAGCAACAACAUUCCACCGGACGUCGUAUCGGACGAGUUCGAUAUGUUUGCCCAAUCACGAAACACUACCGGUGAUAAAGAACCUUCCAGAUUAGAUCUUUUGGGAGCGACUGCAGGCAACACAGCUUUGGGCACGCGGGAAUCGGAAUUUGACGAGAUUGAACAGUGGCUGGGCAAUCCGGAUGAUAUUGACCAUCUCGAGGCGCAAAUGGCCGCUGCCGGAGCGAUGGUUGGUGAUGGUGCUGGUGCCGGUACCGGUGCGGAGGAAAGCUUAACGAGCAAGGAGUUCGAAAAGUUCCUCGCCGAACGGGCGGCCGUUGCUGAAACCUUACCGACGAUCAGUAGCAACAGUAGCAGUAACAGCCCAGCAACCACGGCCAAAGAUCGUAAGAAAAAGUCGGACGAAACCGAUGGCCUGUUAGCACUGUGAAAUGUGGCAGAGAGUGUGUUCUUAACGAACCAGGCAGGGAAGCUAACGUAGCGGAAAGCAGGGCAUUUGUAGCAGGGCCCCAACAGUUGUUUUCUUUUACAUUUUAUUUCUGUAAUUAUUGUUUAAUAAUUCUACUUAGUUUUCCCCUAUUGUGGUACUAGUUUUUGUUUUGUUUGUUGUUUUUUUCACAUUGUGAAUUCCCAUAGAACUUUAGAACGGGGGGUGUGUAAGGUACACGCAGAUAGAAAGUUUGAUGAAAAAUAUUAAACAAAAAAAGCCAAAAAAAACAUCCAAAUUGGAAAAUGUUACGAGACCGGCAAGUGUAUUGUUUUUUUUUGCGUUUCGUUUCGCUUCUGUUUCUGCGCAUUGAUUCGAUGUGCGAAUGUGAGCCAUAUUAUAAAUACAAACACAUAUUAGAGCUACGUGCGCAGAACGUAAAGCAAAGAAUGCACUGCAUUAUGUCGGGCAAAAACAAACAAAAAAACACAACAAACAAAGACGCAUCGUAGAGAAGGAAAAAUAUAUUUAAUUGUCAACUAGUUGUAUUUAUUAAGGUGAAACACACAAUCCUUCGUUCAGUCAAAGGGGAAAGAAACAAGGGAAAUCGUUGUGAAGGAUUGUAAAAAUCAAACAUUACUAAAAAAUGUUUGUAAAUCUGUUUAAGGAGAGGGAAAAUCAUCGAUGGAAUUACAUAUUUUGUUCCCUCUUUUUUAUAUUUCAAAUUGCGAAUCGCUGUUGUUAGCUUUUUUCUUCAAUUCAUUUUCUUUCAAUUUUCUGCAGUAAAAAUACCCAUGCAAACUGCAGGUAACCCUCUUAUAUCCAUAAAACCCACCUAUGGCGUAACACGUUGAAUGAAUUGGUUAUUACGAGUGAAGAAGCACGAUGAUUUACGGAUGCGAAAUUACAACAAUGUAAAGGAAUUAAUGUUCUUCAUUCUCGUGGGAUGUGCGCUGACCAGCUUUAAGUGGAAAGCAAAUUCAAAACGGAGCUCGCUUUUCAAUGUACGUAACAACAGUUAUAUCUCAGUUUCUUGCACCUUAAAAGGAUGUACAUGCAGUUUAAUUCUUCUUUCCUAAAUGCUAAACAAAAUUAAAAUAUUGUCCAAUAAAGUACGCAAGCAACUUCAAGCUAGAAUAAAA
Messenger RNA from Anopheles funestus (African malaria mosquito), 3368 nucleotides. RefSeq names its product TOM1-like protein 2. Gene Ontology annotation, biological process: signal transduction. The transcript has 9 exons. Bases 601 to 2229 code for a protein of 542 amino acids. The record is from RefSeq and is a predicted model, not a curated record. Gene Ontology annotation, molecular function: phosphatidylinositol binding; clathrin binding; ubiquitin binding. NCBI's taxonomy places the organism in Eukaryota, Metazoa, Arthropoda, Insecta, Diptera, Culicidae. Gene Ontology annotation, cellular component: endosome; membrane.